GUUGUGAUCGAGUAAUAAAAACUGGUAAAACUCGAGAUCUUAAUAAACACAUGAAUUUAAAUAGAAACCUUCGUAAAGGACAAUGCCAACCAGCUUUGCUUAUAAUGCAAAAUGUAGGAAAUGUUACUCCAAAGCAAAAUACACCUCAAACUAAAAACGUUACUUCAGAGCAAAAUCCGCCAGCAACUCCUGAAGGUGAUCUCAUAUCGUUCGAUGAAAACUCACCAACACUUCAGCCGAGAGAGGCAAGUACGCCAGCAGUCGACCCUUUAACUGAUGAUGUUCCAAAUACAGAAGCAGGAUCAAGUUCUAAUACUCAAGAAGAACAAAAAAAGAAAUCAAUUUUAACGAUAAAUGAAUUAAUAAAAUGGUUAUCAAAGCCGGAAAUAAAAAACAAUAAAAAAAUUAGAUCAAAGCAUAUACCUAAAAAUGAUAAAGAAUGGUAUGAUUUAAUGGAAAUAGAUAACGAAAAAGAUAGCGAACCAAGUGACUCAGAAUAUGAUACUGCUAAAGAAGAACCAGACAUUCAUUUCGAAAAAAUCAAGGAUCCAUACAUUAAUAGAAUAGCAGAAGCCAGAAAAUUUAAUGAAGGUGAGGUAUGUGAUUAUUAUGCAUUUGUACCAAAAGGAUACUAUGCCAAGGGUGAGCCAUUAGCUUUCUUCGAAUCAAUCGAAGAAAAAAUUGCAGAUAUUUAUAAAAAAGAGUUAGCUUUAAAAGGUGGAUUAAAAGUAAGAAUCGUGUUAUAUGCAUAUAUGAAGAAAAUUAAACCGGAAACUCCAGAACCUUUAUAUAAAACUUUUCCAUUCAAGCAUGAAACAAUAGAAAUUAUUAGAGAAGAUCGAAUUAAUGUAACAAUAGAAAAAGGAUAUAACGAAAUUAUAGAUCAAAUAGAAGACGAGGCAUUACAAGAAUCUGGAUGGUCAUUCGUCCGAGCAGAAGAGGUAUUUCUUGAAAUAAGCGCAUUCAGACCAUUACAAGGUAGUAGUUAUCUACCUUUACCAGAAGCUUUAGAUAAGCCACAACUAGGAAUAAUUAAUCCACAAAAUAGGGAUGAUAAUGA
Messenger RNA from Racocetra fulgida, 1060 nucleotides. The record is from the annotation of a GenBank genome assembly. NCBI's taxonomy places the organism in Eukaryota, Fungi, Glomeromycota, Glomeromycetes, Diversisporales, Gigasporaceae.